AUGGGCUUCAUCCUCCAAACGAGCAUCAUCUUCACCGUGAUCCUCGGCGUGGCCUUGCAGCUCGUGCUCAAGACCCCCAUCUGGCUAGGCCUGGGAAUCGGCAAGGAAUUCCAGCCUCUCUCCGUUUUCCCCUACUCGUGCCGUCGCAUCGAGGACCCCAGGCUGCAGGCAUGCGAGGACAUGUGGCUGUCCGAGGCCACGCGCCAGCUCUUCCUCGCCUGCUCCGAUCCCCUCUCUCGCCAGCAAUGGCUACCCAACGCACAACACAUGAACGCCUCGGGUCGCUCCACGCGGGACGCCGUAGUCGCACUGGACAUUGACAGCCCCAAGGGUGAUGCAUUUGAGUACCGCGUUCUCGAGACGCCGGGGUUUACGGGCACCGCCGGCGACGGACUGCUUCAGCUCGUCGGGAUAACGGGCAUUGACGCACCGGAGGGCCGCAAGGUUGAGAUUCUUUUGGUCAACAAUGGUCCUUCGGUUGAUCCUGUUACUGGUGACCUCCUCGACCAGAAGAGCGUGGGCGCCAACUCGACGAUUGAGGUUUUCGAGACGGGCCCGAAGGCGAUGGGGAUGAAGCACGUCCGCACUUUUGCCAGCGCUAAUAUCUCGACGCCGAAUAAUAUCGCCGCGUUGUCUAGUGAGGAGUUUUACUUUACGAAUGCUAAUGGCCCCCACAAAGUCGGACUGCAAUUCUUCAUCGGCCCUCUGAUGGUCGACGGCGACGUAUCCUUCUGCUCCGCCUCGUCAGGAUGCAAGCGCAUCUCAGAGCGCCAUCGCAUGCCCAACGGCCUCGUCCGCGGUCUCGACGGCCUCAUCUACGUCCCGAGCUCCAUGGCGGGCGGUGUGCAGGUGUUUGAAGUCCUUCCCAACGACAACGGACUGAAAAAGGUGGCCGACAUUCCCGUGCCCUAUUCGAUCGACAACCUGUCGGUGGACGGCAAGGGCGACAUCUACGCCGCCAUCUUCCCGCGGGGCAUCGAGAUUCUUCAGGCGGCCAAGGACCCGCUGAACGCGAGGCCCAAGAGCGGCGCGGUGCGCAUCCGCAAGGAGGGAGAGGGUGUCUACGUGUGGGAGAAGAUUAUUGAGGAUGGGCUUGGGGAGGUGUUGCCUGGGUCUACUACGGUCGUGCACGAUGCCAAGACGGGGAGGUUGUUCUUUGGUGGUGAGUGCCGUUGUGCCCUGCAUAUGCCGUUUCUGACUGUAUGA
Colletotrichum phormii is the source of this 1206-nucleotide messenger RNA. RefSeq lists its product as uncharacterized. The transcript is spliced from 3 exons. Lineage: Eukaryota; Fungi; Ascomycota; Sordariomycetes; Glomerellales; Glomerellaceae. Bases 1 to 1206 code for a protein of 401 amino acids. The record is from RefSeq and is a predicted model, not a curated record.